Molecule: messenger RNA, 5785 nt
Organism: Cyanistes caeruleus (blue tit)
Lineage: Eukaryota; Metazoa; Chordata; Aves; Passeriformes; Paridae
Source: RefSeq, a predicted model, not a curated record
AUGUCUGGCCACAGAAGAGCAGAUUUUCUACUAGUGUUCUCCUGCCUGGUGCUGUCUGUCUUUUCGACCAUUGAUGAGUACCAGAACAGCUCAGAAGGGGCCCUUUAUAUCCUGGAAAUCGUCACCAUCGUGGUGUUUGGGGUGGAAUACUUUGUGCGGAUCUGGGCCGCCGGCUGCUGCUGCCGAUACCGGGGCUGGAGGGGACGCUUGAAAUUUGCCCGCAAGCCUUUCUGUGUCAUCGACAUCAUGGUGCUGAUCGCAUCCAUCGCCGUGCUGGCGGCGGGGUCCCAAGGGAACGUCUUUGCCACCUCGGCACUCAGGAGUUUGAGGUUCCUGCAGAUCCUGCGCAUGAUCCGCAUGGACCGGCGCGGCGGCACCUGGAAGCUCCUGGGCUCUGUGGUCUACGCACACAGCAAGGAGCUGAUUACUGCCUGGUAUAUUGGCUUCCUGUGCCUCAUCCUGGCCUCUUUCCUGGUGUACUUGGCCGAGAAGGGAGAAAAUGAGCACUUUGAUACAUACGCAGAUGCACUCUGGUGGGGUCUGAUCACUCUCACCACCAUUGGCUACGGGGACAAGUAUCCACAGACCUGGAAUGGGCGGCUGCUGGCGGCGACCUUCACACUCAUCGGCGUCUCCUUCUUCGCCCUUCCUGCCGGCAUCUUGGGUUCGGGAUUUGCUUUGAAGGUGCAAGAGCAGCAUCGACAAAAACACUUUGAGAAGAGGCGAAACCCAGCAGCGGGCCUGAUCCAGGCGGCUUGGAGAUUUUAUGCCACCAAUCUGUCCCGGACAGACCUGCACUCCACCUGGCAGUACUACGAACGCACCGUCACCGUCCCCAUGUACAGCACGCAAACGCAAACGUAUGGUGCCUCCAGACUCAUCCCUCCUCUGAACCAGCUGGAGCUCCUGAGGAACCUGAAGAGCAAGUCAGGACUGACAUUCAGGAAAGAGCAGCAGCCAGAACCAUCGCCAAGUAAGAGCAAACCGUGCAGAGAGUCACUAUGCGGAUGCUGCUCAGGAAACUCUAGUCAGAAGGUCAGUUUGAAAGAUCGUGUCUUCUCCAGUCCCCGCGGUGCUGGCACCAAAGGGAAAGGCUCUCCACAGGCUCAGGGCAUCAGGAGGUCCCCCAGCGCUGACCAGAGCAUCGAGGACAGCCCGAGCAAAGUGCCCAAGAGCUGGAGCUUCGGAGACCGCAGCCGAGCCCGGCAAGCCUUCCGCAUCAAGGGAGCGGCGUCGCGGCAGAACUCGGAAGAAGCAAGCCUCCCUGGAGAAGACAUUCCUGAUGAGAACAAAAGCUGCAACUGCGAGUUUGUGACAGAAGAUUUGACACCAGGGCUGAAAGUCAGCAUCAGGGCAGUGUGCAUUAUGAGGUUUCUCGUCUCCAAGCGCAAGUUUAAGGAGAGCCUUCGUCCCUACGACGUGAUGGACGUCAUCGAGCAGUACUCAGCUGGGCACCUGGACAUGCUCUCCCGGAUUAAAAACCUUCAGGCCAGAGUUGACCAGAUCGUUGGGAGAGGAUCCUCCAUGACUGACAAGGAUCGGACCAAAGGGCCAGCAGAAGGGGAGCUGCCUGAAGACCCCAGCAUGAUGGGCAGGCUUGGAAAAGUUGAAAAACAGGUUCAGUCCAUGGAGAAGAAGCUGGACUUCCUGGUGAACAUUUACAUGCAGCGGAUGGGCAUCCCACCAACGGAGACGGAGGCUUACUUUGGGUCCAAAGAACCAGACCCAGCCCCUCCCUACCACAGCCCCGAAGACAGCAGGGAGCACAUCGACAAGAACGGCUGCAUCAUCAAGAUCAUCAGGUCCACCAGCUCCAUGGGUCAGAAGAACUUCUCUGCUCCACCAGCCCCAAGCAACGCGUGCCCGCCCUCCACGUCGUGCCAGCGGCAGAGCCACGGCUCCUCUCCCAUCGGAGACCCCGGCUCGCUGGUCCGGAUCCCACCUCCGCCCUCCCACGAGCGCUCCCUGUCCGCCUACAGCGGCGGGCACCGGGCGAGCGCCGAGUACCUGAGGAACGAAGACAUUACAACCAAACACCACGAGAGUGCCAUGAGAGACAGCGACACGUCCAUCUCCAUCCCCUCGGUGGACCACGAGGAACUGGAGCGCUCUUUCAGCGGCUUUAGCAUCUCUCAGUCCAAAGAGAAUUUGGACAUCCUUAACAACGGUUGCUAUGCAGCCGUAGCCAAAAUCAGACCCUACAUUGCAGAAGGGGAGUCAGACACCGACUCUGACCUCUGCACACCCUGUGGUCCCCCCCCGAGGUCAGCCACGGGCGAGGGACCCUUCAGUGACAUGGGCUGGUCAGCCCCCCGGCAGUGAAGCCUCCCUGCAGCCGCCGAGCCACGUCCAAGCGCUGGCAGCUGCCCGCUCCAGCUGUCCACGUGCCGAACUUCUCCAGGAGACCGACAGCUAAGGCUUUCCUCUUUCUAGGGCACCCUUAGCUGGCAGAUACUUUCUUGCAGCUUACUCUGGGGGGGAAUGAGCAGGUCCAAGCCUGCAUUUUUGGAAGAGGUCACGGUGAUGAGCGAACUGGAGCCGUGAAGUCCAGAUUUCUUUCAUACUCUCUUUCUAAGAUCAUUAGGUGAAAUUUCCAUGGCGCAGAGUAAGCAAUUUGCAUUUCUUGGGAAUCUUCAGAAGCGCAGGGCAGGAAUAAAUCACCCAGCCAGGGCUUUUGUUGAUCACAUUAACUGGUGGCUGACAAGUGUUAGGUGGGAAUUGCUAUGUCAUGGCAGAAGCUGAUCACACUUUUAGGUGUUUUGGAGUCACAGACAGAAUACAUGUCUGUUUCUGGCCUGGGUUUCAGGGCACGUGCAAUAAUGAGGGAUUGUUACUCUGUGGUUCCUCAUCAGCUGUGAGGAAGGUGACAUAAUUCCAAUAUAAUACAUGGAAAUGUUGUGUGGGCCCCUGGAGGAGAGGGAUGGUGGCUGGGAUAUUUGCAUGAGAAGAAGACAUGGCCUUAAGUGGGACUUGCUGGGGUACUGCUCAGAACCAGAGAAUUUGGAAAUUAUCCCAUCUUAGGAAAAACUCAGAAAUAUGAGCUUGAGUGCAAGAAGAGGGACAAUCCAGAGAAAUGAGACAGAGAAGGAGGACGAGAAACUAAGGGGAUGGAAUUUUAUAUUUUAAACCAUGUAUUGUAUUUAAUUAUCUCUCCUUCUGCUGACAAGGGACCUGGGGGUGCUUUGAAAGCAAAGAGAAACCAAAGGCAUCCCCUCUGGAGGGCUGCCAUGAUCCCAAGCCAUUCUCAUGGCCAGCAGUGCUGUUGGGGAGGCACAGCCACCAGUCAAAGGGAGAGGGUGGACGUGCAGGAUGCUGUGGUCCCUGCCUUGCUGCGAGUUAAGUGCUGAGUUCCAUCCUCUGGAAGCCCUGUUGGUCAGAGUGGGCACUUUUCUUACAGUUUGCAUUGUGCCUGAACACUUUUGCACAUACUAUGCCCGUGAAAAUCUUUCCUUCCUUCUUCUGCCCUGCCAAGAAUCUCACCCCCACGUUCUCGGGACAUCCUUUGGUUUGUUUGGAUCCCUCAAGCUGAGUCAAGAGGCCCUGCUUUUUUUCUUCAUGGUCUCUCAGAAGCCUCUUGCCCGUGCUUGCCCGCGAGUUGUGCCAAUCCCCGUCUGCCCCGUUCCGUUGUUGUGGAAGCACUUCCUCUUGGAAAGGUCAUUGUGUCAUUGCCAGGAACCUCAGCAGCUCCUUCAGCUGGGGGAAAGCGAGGGGAAAAGUGAUGCUCAAAGUUUCUUUUGGGACCAAAACAAAGCCACAAAGUGAUCCUUUACGUGGAUAAGUUGUUAGGGGUUUUAUUUGCAAGGGGGUGGAUCAGGAGAGGUUUGGUUUGGGAUCUGUUUCCAGGGCUGGGACACCAGGGCUGGCAUUGUGCCUCUGAACCUUGCUGUGCAUCCACAGCCCAAAUCCCACAUGUGUUUUCUGCUGUGAUUUCAAACCCCCAUCUGUCCACAUUUUCCCUGUGUCAUAUCAAGAGCCUGUUAAGGAUAUUUAGGUGACAACUUCAUUUCUGUGUGGCCUUUGAGAGGCUGAACAUUGAUUUGCUUGGGGUGAAGGGAGACUCACAGCCUUUUCCUCUCCUCCUGUUUGCUUGACCAGACACAGCAACCAGGGGAGACCCAGGAUAAUUUUGGCCUUAGGGAAGAUGUGAGUGCAGUCUGACAACUUGCAGACAGGAAAUAAAACCAUUCUUUUGCUAAUGCCCAGGUUCAGCACACAGGUCUUAUCAUGGAGUGAGGAAGAGGGAAGUAUCUUCACAAUUUUCCCUGCCAUUUUUCAGCAUUCAGGAGGGGAAAACCUUGUUAUUAGGGAGAAACUGGGCUUCUAGCCACGCUAGUUCUUUUCUUUCCCCUCUUGAGCCUUGUUUUUGUUAACUUCUGCAGUUUUCCCCUCUCUCUUUGUGCUCCAGAUCUCCUUCUGGCUCCAGAUUUCUUUGUGCAGAAUUAACGCAGUGAUGCCCUUGACUUCCACACAGAGACAAGUUUAAAUGCCUAAUGGUUGUAAAUCAUGCAGAUUUGCCUCUGGUGUGCUCCAAAAUGAGAUCCUUUCUGCUAGAACUAGUGUCAGCAGGUCCUAAAUCAAAUGUGGUGGCCUGGGCUUUCUACCAACCACAAGAAUGGAAAUGAUACUUGGUGAGGCAAAAAUCAACAUUGCUCCAGCCAGUUGCUCACUCCAAAUUUUGUCCAAGUCAGAGAUAACAAAGAUUUAUUCUCUUAUUUGUUUGCAAUUACUUUUCAAGGCCUGCUGGAAAUUUGGCACCAAGGGUAUGAUACAGAGGCAGGAAUGCCAGAUGAGGAUGAGGAUAAGGAUGAUGUCAUGCACUCCUAUUCCAGCACAGGUACAUGCCUGGUCUUUAGUAACAGAACCACAGAAUCAUCAAUUCACAGAACCACAGAAUGGUUUGGGUGGAAAAGGACCUUAAAGCUGAUUUUCAGGUGUUGCAUAGGAAAAAUUGAGUUUUUCCUCUUCAAUUUCCUGCACUGGAAUCUAUAAAUAUAUUUUGACUUGCAUAUUGAAAAGAUUUGUCCCAUAAUCAGUGAUUGCAGAAAACUGGUUUUAUAUACAUUUCUCAUGGAAUUCACAUAGAAUUCAGAUAUAAUUUUUUUUGAAGGUAUGAGAUAUAUUUUUCUGUGGUGUCAUACCAAAGAAUUUCUGACACACCCCCAUGCACAACCAUACCAUAACUCAUCAUUUCUCAUUCAUCCAGGCAAAACCUCAUGGAUUUUGGGGUUAACUUACACUAGAAUUAGCUUCAAAUAAUGCUCAUCACUUCCAUGAAAUUAUUUAAGCCUGCAUAAACAAUGACAGGUCCUGCUUGUUGCUUAUUGACAUAAAUAAUUCCAUUAUUUUCCUAAAUCAUAGUCCAAUACUCUCUGAAAAGCCUUCCCUUCUGAUGGCUCAGCUCCCCCAUGUCUGUACCACACAUUCCUGGUGGCAAUCUCCCACAAGAAGUCUUAACCACCAGACUACAAGAGAAUAAAUUGGUUUUGGGUUGCUGAUAAGGCAGUCCUGAUAACGAAGACUUUUAAAAGGGUGGACAGGCAAACUUUGUCCCUCUGCUGAGCCUCUCUUGGGCUACUCUUUGCUCCCCUCUUCCUCCCAGAUCUUAUUCCAUAUUUUUUGGAGGAUAGAAACAAGUUCUAGGCAAUGCUAAGUGUGGACAGAGGAGUCCAGUGAGAGAGCUGAAGAUGUGAAAGCCAAAUUUCCAGCAGACCAUCUUGAACUGCUCCAGGGCUGCCCAUGCCCACACUCGGCUCCGUGCCCAGAGCCUGGUUCCAGGAGUGUCUGU